Fonsecaea nubica is the source of this 1785-nucleotide messenger RNA. RefSeq lists its product as hypothetical. Gene Ontology annotation, molecular function: transmembrane transporter activity. The transcript has 4 exons. Gene Ontology annotation, cellular component: membrane. Gene Ontology annotation, biological process: transmembrane transport. Lineage: Eukaryota; Fungi; Ascomycota; Eurotiomycetes; Chaetothyriales; Herpotrichiellaceae. The coding region runs from base 1 to 1785 and encodes 594 amino acids. The record is from RefSeq and is a predicted model, not a curated record.
AUGCAGGAAACAGUAGAGCACAAGACAAGCGUGGACGCGGAGAUCGAGGUUGCCCACAAUGAGGGCCACGAUCUUCCGACAAAGGGAUAUGAAGAUCCUCACAAAGCUGCCCUCGAAGACAAUCCUGAGCAUGCCGAGAGGCUCAGUCUCUCGGUCAUUCUUUCAGCUCUGUUCUUGGGCACUUCUUUCACGGGUCCGAUCAUCUUCGGCUUCAUCCUCGCAACACCCAUAUUGGUGCAAUUGAGUCAGAAGCUGGGUGGUGAAACUAUCGACUUCUGGAUACCUUCUGGCUGGGGCGCAGCUGCAGCUGUCGGCUUUUCCAUUGCAGGAAGACUGUCGGAUAUCUUUGGUCGUCGUUAUGUUAUUCUUGUUGGACAACUCCUCACAGUCAUCGGUGGUGCUGUUGCAUGCAGUGCUCAGACAAUGAAUCAACUCAUUGCCGGCGAAGUCAUCCUCGGAGGUUCCAUCGGAACAGUAUCGGUAGCCUAUGCUGGCCUUUCUGAAAUUCUGCCCAACAAAUACCGUGGCGUUGGCCUUGCCUGGACAGAACUCAACCUUGCGAGUUGGGCCAUCGCCGGGACGCUUCUAGCAAAUGCUCUUCUCUCCCACGCUAGCUGGCGGGUGAUGUAUUAUAUUGCGAUGGGAUACGGCGGCUUCUCGCUUGUCGGCACGUUCCUUGUGUAUUUCCCACCCAGCCAUCCGCGUCCUGAUGGCUUGACCAAGUGGCAAGAGUUCAAACAACUCGACUUCACCGGCACCGCCAUGUUUGUUUCUGGCCUCGCUGUCUUCCUGUACGGCUUGAACUCGGGUGGUAACACCUAUCCAUGGUCAGCUGCAGGAACCCUAGCUCCUUUGAUCCUCGGAGUGGUCGUGUUUCUGGGAUCUUUCGUAUACGACUUUACCGUGGCGAAAGAUCCUUUGUUCCCGUGGUACUUGUUCAAGAGUUUCCGGUCGUUCUCGUCACUGCUUAUGCUUGUCUUCGUGGCGGGCAUGGUGUUCUUUGCGGCCUCUGCGCUCAAUGCGCAAACAAUCCUCUACCUCUACACUGCCGAUCCUAUCAAGAUUGGUGUAUACUCCAUUCCUUCUGGUGCUGGUCAGCUUGUAGGAGGCGUCAUCAUUCCGGGACUUGUACACUAUAUCAAGCACGUCCAUAUCCAGCUCACCUUUUCUGUCUUUAUGCAGACUCUCUUUUUCGGACUGGCUGCGCUCAUCACUCCCCACAAUAUCAACUGGGUCAUGGCGGUGCAGUUUCUUGCCAUGCUUCCGUUCGGAUGGAUCACGCUUAACUGCUACACGACAGCAUCGCUCCAUGUGCCCCAGCGAGAUUUGGGAGUCGCCAUCGGGCUGAUUGGCACUUUUCGGUCUCUUGGGGGAUCAAUCGGCUCCGUCAUCUUUUCGUCCAUUUUCAAUCAGAUUUCGGAGAAGCAAGUCCCCCGUCGCAUUUCAGAGGUUGCUCUAGCGGCCAAUGUCUCAAGCACGACUCUACCAGACCUGAUUGAAGCGGUCUCACUGACACUGGUCGGUGUUCCUGGCCAGGCUGCCACCGUUCCCAGUGUGCCAGCAGCAGUCUUUUCCAAGUGUAUAGAGGCAGCCCGGCUCGGAUAUGCUUACGGAUUCCGUAUCACCUGGCUAUCAUCGAUCCCUUUCGGUGUCGUCGCCAUGUUAUGCGCGGUGGCUGUUGCUGAUCCUUCCAAGUAUUUCACCAACCAUGUUGAAGUUCACCUCGAAAAGGAGAUUGGUGGCCGAAAGGCCGGGGAGACGAAGGAGGUGGACGUGGAGCAUUAA